Molecule: messenger RNA, 1772 nt
Organism: Meloidogyne enterolobii
Lineage: Eukaryota; Metazoa; Nematoda; Chromadorea; Rhabditida; Meloidogynidae
Source: the annotation of a GenBank genome assembly
CUGCAGCAAUUGAGACUUCGGAACAUCAAACAGCAGCAGUGGCCCAAUUCCCAGGUGGAGGUAUUCCCGUUCUUCAGCAUUCUGUCCACCCAUCAUUAUUUCAAUCACAACAAUCUUUAGAACAUCAAAAAUUGUUUUCUUCUUUACCAAGUAGCAGCGGAAGCAGUUCUUCCUCUUCUUUUACUUCUCAUUUUUUAACUCCACAACAACAACAGCAACACUUUAUUGAACAACAACAACAAUUUAACAUCGGAGGUGGUGGGCAACCGUUGUAUCAGCACCAACAUCCUUUACAAGGCCCGGCUCAGUCGUUGGCCUCCCAUCCGCAUCCACUGAAGGGCGGAGGCUCAGCCCAUCAGGCGGCGGCAGCUGCCGCUGCUUUACAGCAGCCAAACAAGCGUAGAAUGGGACGAAAGAAAAUUCAAAUUACACGGAUUGCGGAUGAGCGGAAUAGACAGGUAGAAGGAAGAGGGGAAGGGAGAGGGAGGGGAAGGAAAAAAAAUAAAUUUGGAAAUUUUUUAAAGGUAACUUUCACAAAACGAAAGUUUGGAUUAAUGAAGAAAGCUUAUGAAUUGUCUGUUCUUUGUGAUUGUGAAAUUGCAUUAAUUAUAUUUAAUUCUUCUAAUCGACUUUUCCAAUAUGCCAGUACAGAUAUGGAUAAAGUUUUGUUAAGGUAUACAGAAUAUAAUGAGCCACACGAAAGUCGCACAAAUAACGAUAUAAUGGAAACACUUCAACGAAAAGAAUGUAAACAGGGAGCGGGUGUUGAUUCUGAUGACGAUUUUUCUCCUCCACCAACCCCAACAGGAUUAAUUAAUUCAAAUGCUGAUUUAGCAGCUACCGUUGCUUUAGCUGCUGCUCAUCAUCAUCAUAAUGGGGGUGGAGGUAAUUCUGUAUUAGCUCAACAAAUGGCAAUGUUAGGCCAACAACAAAAUAAUGGGGGAAAUGGUAAUGGAGGAGGGGGAUUUGCUGCUGCUAAUGCUUUAGCGGCAGCUGCUCAAUAUGCAAAUGGAGGGGGGAGUGGAGGCGAUCCAUCACCAACAGGAGUGCCACCCCCACCCUAUUCAGACUUUAAUGGUGUUCAAAACAUUGCACAACACAUUUUUGGACAAAACAAUGUUUUUCUAGGAGCAUCUGUUGCAAGACAACAACAACAACAACAAAUACAACAGCAACAACAACCACCAAGAAUUGUACAUCAGCUUUUCGCCUCAACUUCUGCUUCCUCUUCCUCUGGUUCCUCUUCCGGUGCAUUGGUACCCAAUACGUGUGCAUAUUCACCUAAUUCAUCGACAACGACUGCUCCCGUUCUUGGACAUUCUUUAACCGCCGGAACUGUCGACCCAUUAAUUCAUCAACAGCAACAACAAUUAAUAAGUAGAGAUAGUAGUCCACAAUACCAACAAUUACAUAGCAGUGGACAUCAACGGCCAGCUUCAACGCCUUACGGGUUGUUACCUCCUUCGUCAUUGCCACCUCAAUCAUUAACACCACAACCUCAAAUGAUGAUGAGUGGAGGAGGAGGAGGGCAUCACGGUUCUAUGGAACAAUGGCUAUAUGAACACCACCAACUUGGCAACAAAUACCCUCAACAACAGCAACAUAUGCUCAAAUCAGAACCUUCUUCACACGAACAACAACGUGACACACAACAUAUAAAAACAGAACCACCGCCUGAAAAACGGUUACGGUUAGAUCACCACCAACAAGGACAACUAAAUAACUGGAAGUCUGCAGAAAUGCAACAACAAACAGAGCCCUCUAUACUAUAA